This is a messenger RNA of Triticum aestivum (bread wheat), 706 nucleotides long. RefSeq lists its product as uncharacterized. The transcript is spliced from 2 exons. Bases 1 to 531 code for a protein of 176 amino acids. The record is from RefSeq and is a predicted model, not a curated record. Lineage: Eukaryota; Viridiplantae; Streptophyta; Magnoliopsida; Poales; Poaceae.
AUGACGCUAUUCCUCCUGACACGUCCAAAGUUCUCGGGCCUAGUGCAGCCGGGAAAUAGGCCCAAGCCGUGGUUCUACAAGUCAAACGACGUGCUUGACACACCAGUUUUGGUAGAUAUAAAUAAAUCAUGCACGCAUCUUCCAUCUGUUUAUUCUGGCGGCGGCGGCGGCGACGGUAACAUCAACAAGAAGAUGGACGACGACUGCUGCGAUUCGUACGAUCAUGUCGACGACUGCUGCGAUUCGUACGAUCAUGUCGACGACCACUGCGACCCGCAUGACCAUUGCCACCACCACCACCACUGCCCGGCGGAGAGCGGCGACGACGCAGGCGGCAGAUGGUGGCCGGACCCGCAGUAUAACGAUCUGGAGUCGGCGAGACAGCCGAUAUGGCCGUCCACAUCAUCGGCAAGGGAGAGCAAGAGGCGGCCACCGGCGUCAACAGCGGCGCCGCUCAUCAAGCCCGAGGCCGAGACCGACGACCAGAGUUGUAAGAGCAAUAUGGAAGGUGCGUCGUGGUGGUGGUGGUGAUGAUCCUCGUGCUCAUCUUUUCGUGAUCGAUCGAGAUCGUCCAGCCGCAGGGGCAGUGCUGCAUGCAUGUAAUAAUUUGCUAGGCAUCAAUCGGUAUAUUAUAUGUACGGCAGCAGAUCGCUGGAUGCAUGCGGGAGCGGGAUCCAGCCUGAAUUUUCUUUUGACCUUCAGUUAA